Molecule: messenger RNA, 2139 nt
Organism: Formica exsecta
Lineage: Eukaryota; Metazoa; Arthropoda; Insecta; Hymenoptera; Formicidae
Gene: Irbp18
Product: CCAAT/enhancer-binding protein gamma
Exons: 4
Coding region: 345-707 (120 amino acids)
Biological process (GO): regulation of transcription by RNA polymerase II; DNA-templated transcription
Molecular function (GO): RNA polymerase II cis-regulatory region sequence-specific DNA binding; DNA-binding transcription factor activity, RNA polymerase II-specific
Source: RefSeq, a predicted model, not a curated record
UCCAUUUAUACAUUCAUUUCUUUCCGACGAACACAAAAUGCAUAAUAUACGUAUAAAAAAGAACAAACCGGAUAUUCACUCGGUAGGUAAAAAUGCCAUGUCCUGUCGAUAAUGUAGCAUCUGCGACGAGCAGCUGCAUUUCCGAAAGCGUAGUUAGAGGACGACAUGUAUACUAUUCGCGAACCAUUCGCGCAUUGCGUCAUCCGCCGAUCGAAUCGUAUCGGCGAAGUGCACAUGGCGGUUCCAAUCUACUCUUGGUACGGUCGUUCGAAUCAUCAGUACGAAAAUCUAGUAGCAGGGAACGAGCGUGAGCGGAAUCAGCGUGUUGUCGAAUCGCACGAGCGAUGGCGCCAAAAAAUAAGGAAAAUAACGCCAAACGAAAGAAGCAGGUAGAGGACGAAGGAGACGAGGACUAUCGGAAACGGCGGGAUCGGAAUAACCAGGCUGUGAAACGAUCCAGAGUAAAGAGUAAAUUACGCACUCAACAAACAUUAGAACGAGUAAAUCAGCUGAAAACGGAGAAUGAACUACUGGAGGAAAAGAUUAAAAUGCUUACCAAGGAGUUAGGAUUUCUCAAGGAUCUCUUUCUUGCACAUGCAGGUUCCAAUCAACACUCUAUAAACAUUCAAGAUCUAGAUCUAAAUUCUCUUCUAGCCGAAGAUAAAUCUACGGUAGAUGGCCUGAAGACGACUACGGCCGAGCUGUAAACUGAUACAUGCACCACGUGAAGGGAAUCAGCGUGGUAUUGAAUUCGAAACGCGAGGAAGCAUGGGUCGUUUAAUCGAAAGAGCAAGCAUCUUGGAAAGAUGUACUCUUUAAAUUUAUUGGGAAAUAUUCAAAACGCGAAAAGCAUUUCCUGAAUGCGAACCUUCUGGGUUACAACGUCGUCGGGAAUUAUCAUCAAUCAAAUUUAUAGUUUAUUGGCAGCGGGAGAUAUGGCAGAGUUGUCUUAUGGUAAAUUCAAGUAUGAAAGUAUUCAUCCUGAUUGUCAAUCCCAAUAGAGCUGUUACGAUCUUAAAUAGUACAAAGGUUGGGACGGAUUAACUAUUUAAUAUGAAUAUUGUACAUAUUGUAUUUAUUAUGCUUAACAUUGUAUCUUAUUUUGUGUAAUAUAUAUCUUAGGAGGCGUACUUUUAUUAUGUACAGGUAAAAAUAGAAAAUAAUAUUUUAACAUUUACAUCUGCUAAAUGCUAUCAAGAUAAAAUUUAUUUUAUCGUUAUAUAAUUAUAUAAAAUACAAUUUAUAAAAUGAUACAUUUUUGCAAUAUUUACAUAGUAAUUUAAACAGAUUUCUUUGAAACGAAUUACGUUUAUAUAAUUUGGGAAUAUAGUAUACAUUUGCGGUUUAAAUCAACAACACACCAUUCUUAAUAUUCGAGUAUGAUAAUAGAUACUUGCGCCUUCACUUUUUCAUAGAUUCGUAUUUCUGGCAUGCAUCAAAUAGUUCUUAAAUUGUUAAAUAUUUCGAUGGGUUCAUUGACAACGUGUUAUCGGUUCUUUUCAAAAUUGCGUGAAUAUUUAAACAAUGUAUUCGACCCAGAAACAUCUACUCAUAAAAGUGAAGGCAUUUAUGUGCACUAUUAUUGAUAUACACAAAAAGCAUAUUGCAAGAAAACAUCCAAAUAUUUUUGAAAUAAAUUUGUCCUCUCUUGAUUGUCGAUAUUUAUUAGCAUGAUAAUUAAAAUUGCACAGAAGAAUUUAUAGAAAGCAAUAUGUAAUAACUUUAUAAUCAGAUUUUUCUAAUCAUGCGCAUAAUUAAAUCAGAUAAGUUAAAUUAAAUCAGAAAACGCCUGACAAUGAAUCAUUGUCGAUUUUAGGCUCGUCUCAAUUUUAUUAUUAUUUCCUUAUUUUAUGCAAGAUAAUGUGCAGUAAAUAACAUCCAAUAAUAGUCUAACAUAUUUUGCAACAAAAGGGACUUGCAGUUAGCGUACUGAUAUAAUGUUUAACCUGAUCAAUAAUAAAAAAAAAUAUAUUUGUAUUGUAUGAAAAAAUUAUUGAGAAAAGUUGAGAUUAAUAUAUGUUUAAUACUUUAGGCGACAUAACAUCAGAUUUAUAAUGAUUAGCAAUUUAAAUAAAAUGAAAUAAUAAUAAAAAUUAAUAUAAUGUCAAAUAAAAUUAUGAGCAAUGUGGAGAAUUGUAA